AUGAAGCUCGCAAACGCGUUUAGCCUCCUGUCAGACCUGCGUAUUGCAAUCCAAGUCGCGAUCAUACCAACUCUCACCUCCAUCUUCCAGAAUCCAGGGUUGGUUUUCCGUCCGUAUCAGCUUUCGCGCGUGUUCAUGGCGCAUGUCUGGGCUGUCUUUGGCGACGGCGUGGACACGGGUGGGAAGGAGGUCAAGGAAGGGUUGAUUACGCCAAAUGCCUAUGGCGUAGUCCUCGAUAUCGGUGCAGGUCAUGGACAUACGGUUCGAUACCUCGAUAGAGCCCGAGUGACGCAUUAUGUCGCCCUCGAGCCCAACGAGCUCAUGCACGAACACAUACGUGCACAGGCCAACGCAGCCGGGUACCACGAGUCGGACGGGACCCUCGUCAUCCUCUCCUGCGGUGCCGAAGACGCCACGUCCAUCCUAUCCGCCCUCUCUCAGGCCCUCCCAUCCACCAAUGCUCAGGCUCUCGGGCCCCCGGUCGACACCAUGAUCUCCAUCCUGACACUAUGCACUAUCCCCGAGCCUCAGCGAACCCUGACGAAUCUCGUGCGUGACGUGCUCAAGCCUGAGGGCCAGUUCCUCGUGUACGAGCACGUCCUGAGCCCUCGUGAGGACGUGGCGUGGUGGCAGCGGUUCUGGGCACCGUUGUGGGCUCGUGCGUUCGACGGGUGUAGGAUGGACCGGCCGUCCGACGUUUGGGUGAAGGAGCUGCAGCUCGAUGUGGGCGAUGGGACGGUGGAGAGCGCGUGGCGUGAGUCUGAUGCGUGGGGUAAAGAGGGCGAGGACGAAGAGAAUCUGUUUUGGCACGUUGUAGGGAGGUUCAUCAAACGGUAA
Messenger RNA from Cyclocybe aegerita, 837 nucleotides. The record is from the annotation of a GenBank genome assembly. Lineage: Eukaryota; Fungi; Basidiomycota; Agaricomycetes; Agaricales; Hemipholiotaceae.